Cheilinus undulatus (humphead wrasse) is the source of this 2719-nucleotide messenger RNA. RefSeq names its product E3 ubiquitin-protein ligase ZFP91. Gene Ontology annotation, molecular function: transcription coregulator activity. Lineage: Eukaryota; Metazoa; Chordata; Actinopteri; Labriformes; Labridae. Gene Ontology annotation, cellular component: nucleus. The transcript has 12 exons. The coding region runs from base 358 to 2718 and encodes 786 amino acids. The record is from RefSeq and is a predicted model, not a curated record. Gene Ontology annotation, biological process: regulation of transcription by RNA polymerase II.
CAGUUUAUAUUUGGCUUAAAGGAGACGCAACAAAGCGCACAAAAUGGUUGCGCAGGAGGCCCGGGCGAAUAAGUAGGUUUACUAUAGCUUUAAGAACGCGAAAAUUGUGUCUGCUUCUUUAAAAUUAUAUCGGUUUAUUGCUGAAUAGAUAAUUAAGAAAAGUUUUCAAUUUCAAAUCAAUAAAUGUAUGUAUUUAAUUUGCGACGAGCCAUACGCUAUCACAGAAAAUGCACCACUGUUGGAUAAAGGCCGCUUGCGCUCUAAACGUCUAUUAGCCAGAUGUGGUCCGUUUUUACCGAAAUCUCCAGCAAACCUGCUUGACUAUAAGCGGAAUUUAAAGAAGGCUGAAGUGUCUUUAUGGUGAUGGAACCGCCCGGCUACCGAACCGAGGAUGUAAAUAAAGGGGAAGAUCCGGAGAAAGACAAGGCCUUAGAGCAAGCCCCGGAUACUAGUAUGACCGUUACCCCGCGGAGGGGGCUCAGAGAGCGGGGAGCGGGCCGUCCAAGGUCCGGUGUAGCCGCUUCUGUAACGGACGUUAACGGAGCAGCGUCGAGCCCACUGAGCUCAGGACGAGUUUUAAGAGACAGGUCGACGAGGGCAGUACCGGCCUGGUUGAAGGACACUAAGAGCGACGACGAUGAUGAAGAAGAACCGAGCCCGGACACCAAUGCAACCAAGCGGAGGAAAGUUUCCAACUCAAAUCGGAAAAAAAACUCAGAACCAACGACUUCUGCUGAGACUGGAGGGGGGGUCGCAGGUGACAGCCUUCAAGGCACAGACUCAGAGGACUCAAAGAAAGCUGCCACAGAUGCCCAAGCUCUUCCCUCCAAACGCCCCCCAGCCCAGACUCGUGCCAAGCCCCCGUCUGGCAGAGCUGUCCGCGGCUCUGCCAAGCCUGUGUGUAAGACCGAACCUGGAAUGGAGAAUCCAGUUGCAGUGGAGGAAGAGGCUAACGAUAAACAAAAGUGUGAAAUUAAAAAGAAAAGGGUUGAAAGUGAAGACGUUGCUGAACAACCCUUGGAUGAUGAAGACCCUCCAUUCCAGGAUGACCUAAAUGACCUGAACUACCAGCCACAGAGUCAGAGUGGUGCAGAGGAAGAGGAUGAGGGCCUCAGCAGCGAUGAAGAUCUUCCUUUUAGAGAUGACCUGAAUGACCAGAGCUAUGACCCAAAGGCUGAAAGGGAUAUACCUAAACCAAAGCGCAAAGCUCCUCCCAGACAGAAGGAAAAGAAAGAGAAGGAAAAAACUCCUAAAAAAGAGAAAGAGGUUGCUGAGAUAAAGAUUGAAGGCUUGGAUAACGUUGAGAGUGUGGAGGAGGAAGUAAAGCUCGAAGAAGAAACAGCAGAGGACCCAGAUGGACCGAGGAAGAGAGGACGUCGGAAAAAAGAUGACAAAACCCCACGACUGCCAAAGAGAAGGAAGAAGCCUCCGGUGCAGUAUGUACGCUGUGAGAUGGAGGGAUGUGGAACAGUCCUGGCUCAUCCUCGCUACUUACAGCACCAUAUAAAGUACCAGCACUUGCUAAAGAAGAAGUACGUUUGUCCUCACCCGUCAUGUGGAAGGCUUUUUCGCCUGCAGAAGCAGCUGCUGCGUCAUGCAAAGCACCACACAGACCAGAGAGACUACAUCUGUGAGUUCUGUGCUCGUGCCUUUAAAAGCUCCCACAACCUGGCUGUGCAUCGUAUGAUCCACACAGGAGAGAAGCCCCUACAGUGCGAGAUCUGUGGCUUUACAUGUCGUCAGAAAGCGUCUUUAAACUGGCACAUGAAGAAGCACGAUGCUGAUGCAACCUAUCAGUUCUCCUGCUCCAUUUGUGGCAAGAAGUUUGAAAAGAAGGACUGUGUGGUGGCCCAUAAAGCCAAAAGCCACCCUGAGGUGCUGAUUGCUGAGGCGCUGGCAGCCAAUGCUGGCGCCCUCAUCACAACCCCCGCCUCCCUGCUAGAACUGCCAGGAAACCCCAUGCAAACAGAAGUCAACAGCAUGGAUGUGAGCCAAGUAGGACAGGAUAGUCAGGGGGACCUGAUGAGCCAGGAAGGACAGGUGGGGCAGCAAGUGGCUCAGGUGUCUCAGAUGGGUCAUGUGGCCCAACAAGUGAGUCACCAGGUGGUUUUACUGGGACAAGACCAGAGCCUCCAUACAAUGCAGGUGCCAGUGACGAUUGCUCUGUCCCCUAUCGACCCCCCUUCGCCAGCUGAUAACCAGCAGCAGACUCACCUCCAACUACAGAUGCCCGUCCAGUUUGUGCAGGCAGCUCAGCAGUCGCAGCCCCAGAUCCAACAGCUGACUCUCCAUUCCGGCUCGGUGGUGACCCAGCAUCAGCCCCAGCUCCAGCCACUUCAGUCCUACUCCUCCCAGCAGCAGAGCCACGGUCAGACACAAAUCCUUCAGAUGACCUUCCAGCCUGUCAGCCAGUCUCAGACCCAUAUUCAGCAGAUCCCCAUUCUCGCCACCUCUCAGCAGCUUCAGACACUGCACACAAGUGCCCCCAGCCCCCCUCUCCUGUCUCCAUCUCACCCCCAGACCCAGGAUCCUGCCUCUACCAAUGGAGGUGGCUUUAUUCUGGACAACCCGGUGCUCUCAUCUUCAUCUCAGUCCGUUGGUUCUCUUCGGCAGACUGAGGCCACAGGCGCCCCUGAUGGUGUGGUCUGGGAGCAGACGGGACAAGGGGAAGUUUUGUCGGACACCACUGAGAGACAUGUGCAGCAGGCGCUUAUGUAGA